Messenger RNA from Astrephomene gubernaculifera, 6088 nucleotides. The record is from the annotation of a GenBank genome assembly. NCBI's taxonomy places the organism in Eukaryota, Viridiplantae, Chlorophyta, Chlorophyceae, Chlamydomonadales, Astrephomenaceae.
CUCUCAGAAUACCUAUCACUUACACGAGCUAGCACUUGCCGAUUUACAACGCAAUUUGUGACAAUUUUGACAUUCAUCGACUACGCUCCAAGUUCGCGGACAAGUUCCUUCAUCCUCGGACGCACCGGCAAGACGAUUAAGAAGAAUAAGGUAAGUCUGGGGGUUUAUGCGUUAGCAGCCGGCGAAGCAAGCCCUCGCGCGGACCUCAGGGACCGAUUCGUGGACCGCGCGAAGUGUAGUUUGGGUUAGCUGGUCAGGGUCUCUUGCUAGCUUACCUGGUUAUUAAAAUGGAUUGCUAGCCAGAAAGGGGCGAAGGGCAGGGCCUUGCUUCACAGACCGCCAUUGGGGGAGCUGCGAAGCGUUGACCAAUCUCCUUGCGUGAGCCGGGCCCUUUCCUGAGUCUGUAGGAAUGAAGCCGAAGAGCAGAAUUUGCCCGGCUAUGCCUUAGACCAACGCUGCAGAUCCGCCCCCCCUUCCAGCCUAAGGGUCCUUUAUCCAACCUCGAGCCGCCUUCGCCGAAGACCGCAGCUCGCAAGAGGCCCACUAGCGGUGGGCCUAAGUAUGCUGGCUAGCAGAGACGGGGUAGAAGCGAGAGCGCUGAGGCUUCAGCGCUGCAGGGCACCGAAGCAACCUAGUCGGGGUGAGGGCCCAAGCAUGCAGAAUGGGACACCCCUCGCGGCGCCACCUAGCUACCUAGUGGAUAACGAGUAGGAUGCUACCGUGUACAGAGUCGACCCCUCUUGCCUUUAGCGUGCCCGGAGGCUGCCUCCGGGACUGCCACGCUGCCUGCCGCUACCUAUUAGCAUGCCCGGAGGCUGCCUCCGGGACUGCCACGCUGCCUGCCACUACCUAUUAGCGUGCCCGGAGGCUGCCUCCGGGACUGCCACGCUGCCUGCCUCCGGGACUGCCACGCUGCCUGCCACUACCUAUUAGCGUGCCCGGAGGCUGCCUCCGGGACUGCCAUACCGCCUGCAGCUGCCUUGCGUGCCCGAAGUCGGCAUCUGUACCGCUGCGCCACCUGCCAUUGCCCAUAGCGUGCCCGGAAGCUGCCUCUGAACCUCAACGCCGCCUGAGGCUGCCUCGUGUGCACGGAGGCUGCCUUGCAUGCCUGGAUGCUGCCCCUGCACUGCCAUGUCCUGCCACUGCCUUGCGCGCCUAGAGUCGCCCUCCGCAUCCCUACGCCGCCUGCCAUUGCUUUUGUGCGGCUCGAGUCGCCCUCCUCACCCCCACGCCGCCUGCCAACGCCUAUGAUGAGCCCGGAGGCUGCCUCCUGGACUGCUAUGCCGCCUGCCGUUGCCUUGUGUGCCCGGAGGCUGCCUCGGGGACCGCCGCACCGCCUGCUGCAGUCUUGCGCGCCUAGAGUCGCCCUCCGUACCACCACGCUGCCUGCCAUUGCCUAUACCAUGCCCAGAGUCGGCCUCCGCACCUCCACGCUGCCUGCCAUUGCCUAUACCGUGCCCAGAGUCUGCCUCCGCACCUCCACGCUGCCUGCCAUUGCCUAUACCGUGCCCAGAGUCUGCCUCCACACCUCCACGCUGCCUGCCAUUGCCUAUAGUGAGCCCGGAGGCUGCCUCCAGGACCGCCACGCCGCCUGCCACGGCCUUGUAUGCCCGGAGGCUGCCUCCUCGCUGCCACGCCGCCCCAUCCGCAUCGCCUGCUGUAGAUAAUGACGCGGGCCAGGAGCGCCCAGAGGGCAUCGGAUGCCCAGCUACCCCCCUCCCCCGGAGCUCGCCGUGCUGCCCCGCUGAAGCAACCACGCCAGCCACCACCGCCACCUUACCGCCCCAGCCAGUCAGCGCCCUGCAGCGGGCACCACCACAGCCCGCCACGCACCACCCACGUGACUUGGGAAGAGCCGACCUUCGCCGACUAACCGCCGCCACGGGCUUGCCUACUCACAGCACCAGCACCACCCGCACCCUUCCUGCCGCCGCGCACCAAGCCGCCCAGCCCACCUACCCCUUCAGCCGCUACGCAGCAGAGGGCCCCCACGCAGUCAGAAGCGCCGCCAGCACCAUACCCUCGACUCGUCAAAUCCCAGGGUCCCCUCCCCCUUCCUUAACAGCCUAUAUGCGCGCUACCCCAGCCAGGCAGCCGAGCCAGACUGCCACCCACACAUCACAACUGAGCAUCUCCGCUUCGGCACCGUGCUCCGCACGACGUCGACGCCACUGGUUACCACCGGGAGCCGACAUCCCAUUCCCGAGCCUACGCCAGCUUACGGCCCCGUUGCGAUUGCCCCACGAGGUCUGGGGCAGCGCGCAACUGCGCGCACAUGUCCGCGGCAAAUAGCAGAAAGGCAGGCAGCGAUGCGCAACAUGCAUGCCCCUCCGCCGCCUGUUAAAGUGCAGCUGGCGGGGGGUGUAGGGUGGCCAGGAGAGAAUGCAACCCGCACCGCCAUCUCCUGCACCGCUCCCGCCUGGCGUGCCGCCACCUUCGCCGAAGCCGCCCAGCCCUGCACCGCCAUCUCCUGCACCGCUCCCGCCUGGCGUGCCGCCACCUUCGCUGAAGCCGCCCAGCCCCGCACCGCCAUCUCCUGUGCCGUUCCCGCCUGGCGUGCCGCCACCUUCGCCGAAGCCGCCCAGCCCCGCACCGCCAUCUCCUAAACCGCUCCCGCCGGGCGUGCCGCCACCCUCGCCGAAGCCGCCCAGCCCCGCACCGCCAUCUCCUUCACCACUCCCGCCGGGCGUGCCGCCUCCUUCGCCGGAGCCGCCCAGCCCCGUAGGGAAUGGCGGCCUUGCGGAUAGCGUAGGCGGCAGGCAGGCCGUUGUGGAUGCGAGUAGCUGUUAGCCAGCGGUGGGAUAGCUGCGACAGGAGCACGAACGUUACACAGCCUAUAGUGCAGGUACCCGAUAGCGCAGGUAGACGAUAGCGCAGGUAGACGAUAACGCAUGUAGCCGCUAAUGCUUGGUUAGUGGUAGCGCUAAGCGUCCGCUAGAGGUGUUCGCUAGCAUGUAGCCGUGAGUCAAGGUAGUCGAGGCAGAUGGGCAAUCACGGGCCAGUAGGUGCCAACAACGGCGGGCGACAUACUGGCUAUGCAAGGGGGCUCCCACUGAGCGAAAGGCUUAGCGGGAUAGGCUGGUAUUGGGUGGCUGGGUACCCGGCUCGUACGGUAGAGGCGCCUUCAGGCUUGUGUCCCCCCGCAUCACUUGACGGCUGACGGUCUGUGUCAGGCGGCAUGUAGUGGCACAGUCCCCGGGUCGCUCCAGCUUUACUCUACUUAACUAAUAUAGGCUUGAUUGGAUGACUUGGUUGACGAUGAAGAAGAAGGAUUAUAGGUUGAGAGGUAGUGGAAAGACUAGCGUCAGCCAGCUUUAAAUAGGGCGCCGCCCUGUACGACUCAUUCAGAUCAUCCAUUCCGGGAUCGGUUACUCGAGUCGCAUUGCGAGAUCAUUAGCGUCAUCAUAGACGUGGCUACUAGCCUCUUUAGGCGUAUGACCCAUACUUAUAUUUCCACUUAUAAAUCCACCUUGUGUUACAACAUUGCCUCCCCCCUUUAAGAGUUUGCGUCCGCGCAACUCCUUUGACGUACAGCUUCUAGCGUUGAAGCCAUGUCAGGGGUAAAGUUUGUAGCUGGCUCCCAGCUAUUAUGUUCGUCCGUGUACCCUUGCCAUUUCACAAGGUACUCAUCUACGUACGAACGUUUUCCCGUUUUUCGACGACGGUAAUCAAGUACCCUUUCAACCGGCAGAUAGCUAUCUUCAGACGAAUCCUGCCAUUCGGGCAAUGUUUCUGGUGGCAGUGGCUUAAACGAGCCAUCUGAUUUGUAUGGCUUCACCAUACUAACGUGAAACACGUUGUGAAUCUUCAGAUUGCCUGUUAGAGUAAGGCGCACAGCAGCCUUCCCUAUCAUCUUUUCCACAGGAAAAGGUCCAAUCCAACGAGGUUGGAGCUUGCGUGUAGCCUUACCCUUCGUACGAAGGUUUUUCGUACUCAGUAAAACCAUGUCACCUGGGUGGAACUCCACCUCUCUUUUAUCUUGGUUAUAGUAAGCAGCGGUCCUAUCUUGGGCUGCUUUCAAGCACCGCUUUGCUUCAGACAGUCGGUCUUGCAAAGUUUUACUCAUGUCAACAGCAGCUGGUACGGUAGUAUCAAGUUCACGUACCAAGGGUGUAGCCGGAUGCCAUCCGUAAUUCAGGAAGAAUGGUGUUUGACCAGUGGAACGAUUCACGGUGUUGUUGGCGGCAAACUCUGCCAUUGACAACGCCUCAUCCCAUGAUCGUGGUUCAGAAGAGCAGUAAUUCCGUAACAUGUCACCAAGAACACGAUUCAUCCGUUCUGUUUGACCAUCUGUUUCCGGAUGGAAUGCUGUUGACAGGCUUGGGUUGAUAUCAAUCAUUUUAGCUAACUGUUGCCAAAAUCGACCAGCAAACUGAGUUCCUCUAUCAGAGACUGUUUGCUUGGGUACCCCAUGUAAACGUACGACAUUUUGGAAGAACAUCUUCGCCGUUUGUUCUGCGGUCACGCUCUUUUGCGUUGGAACGAAAUGAGUCAUCUUCGUAAGUCGAUCAACGAAAACCAGGAUAGCAUCGUACUGCCGUGCCGUACGUGGUAAUCCCGUAAUGAAAUCCAUUGAGACACUGUCCCAUGGCAUCUCAGGUAUUGGUAAUGGUUGCAAGAGACCUGGCUGCUUGCCGGAUCUUGCUUUGUUUCGUUGGCAUUGAUCACAAGCCAACACAUGUUGUCGUACAUCCGUAACUACACCAGGCCACCAGUGAGUUCGUUGUACAAGUUCCAAUGUACGGGUUACACCUGGAUGUCCUGCCAUUGGGUCUCCAUGGCAGCGAGUAAUCAACUCUUUGCGUAAAUCAUUAUGAUUUGGUACCAUUACCCUUUUCUUGCCAUCAGGGCAGGUUUUAAUCCAAAACCCUUCUGCAUUUCGUUCCAUGUCUGUCAGAUUGCCGUUAUCACGGAACCAUGGGUCUUUGGCAUAACCAGCUAGAAUACGAUCUCGUAGCGUCUGACGCGUUUGACCACGGGUCACCACGUUUAAAAGGGGGUGUCUGCUGAGGGCAUCAGCAACGUUGGUUUUACCUGAUCGGUGUUCCCAAUUCAUGUGAAACCGACACAGAAACUCUAACCAACGAGCUUGUCGCCGACUCAAGGUUGGUUGCGUUUUCAGGUAAAUGAGCGGAUGGUGAUCCGUAACAACUUUCAAGUCUUGGGGACCUUCCAGGUAACAUCGCCACUCUCUGAGUGCGUGUAUCACCCCGAGCAACUCUUGCUCACCCGUUGUAUAGUUACGCUCAGCAGGUGUAAACUUCUUGCUGGUAAAAGCCACAGGUUUACCAUCUUGAAGUAGCACAGCUCCUGUUCCCCUUAAUGACGCAUCCGAGAUCACUUCGAAAGUGAAAGGUCGUGUCAUGUCUGGAUAUCUUAACAGAACAUCAUCUGCUAGUGUAUUUUUCACCGAAUUAAAAGCUUGAAUCCUUUCAGGAGUCCAAUCCUCCGGACGGACUUGACCACCACCUCGCAACAUAUCCGUCAGGGGGGCACUGAGCGAGGCGUAAGCUUUAAUAAACUUACGAAAGUAGUUUGUUAAUCCAAGGAAUUGUCGUAACUCUGUUACGUUCUUUGGCAACGGCCAUUCCCUCACGACCUUCACUUUCUUAGAGUCCAUGCGAAUACCGUCGGCACAUACAAUGUGACCGAGAUAUUCUAAAUGUGACUGCGCCCAGUGGCACUUAGACGCUUUUGCAUGGAAUCUCUCUCGUCGCAGCACUUCAAGCACUUGCUCCAAGUGUUUUAAGUGCUCUUCACGACUCUUGGAAUAUACCAGGAUAUCAUCUAGGUAUACAACGACAAACUUGCCAAGGUAGGGCUGAAAGAUUCGGUUCAUGACAGCCUGAAACGUGGCUGGCGCAUUGGACAAUCCGAACGGCAGUACAACGUACUCGUAGUGUCCCAUGGGUGUGCGAAACGCAGUCAGCGGCACAUCCUCAGCCCGAAUCUUGAUUUGGUUAUAACCUUGCUGAAGGUCAAUGGACGAGUAGAUCACGCUACCGCCUAAACUGUCCACCAAAUCAUCUAUCCGUGGCAACGGAUAGCGGUUCUUCACCGUUUGUGCAUUCAGCCCUCGAUAAUCCAC